Xenopus tropicalis (tropical clawed frog) is the source of this 6083-nucleotide messenger RNA. It is a transcript of the gene sbno1, whose product is annotated as strawberry notch homolog 1. The transcript has 33 exons. Lineage: Eukaryota; Metazoa; Chordata; Amphibia; Anura; Pipidae. Gene Ontology annotation, biological process: regulation of DNA-templated transcription; positive regulation of signal transduction. The record is from RefSeq and is a predicted model, not a curated record. Bases 580 to 4812 code for a protein of 1410 amino acids. Gene Ontology annotation, cellular component: nucleus.
AAACGUUGCGGCCCAGGUUUCAUUUGCGCAAACGUCUGUUGGAGAGACGUUGUCCCCGAUACACGUGUAUCAUAAGUCACUGGCCAGCAGUUGGCACACACAGGGCCUGGCACUUGCCUUUGCUCUAUCCCACUAUUAGCAGUUGGAUUGUAUCAUAUAAAACUGCAUGAAGUGGAGCUACGUUUCCGCACUGUCCUUCGAUUUACAGUGUGUCGCGUCGCCGGCCGAUGCAGAUCGGUGCCAACGGGAGAGCCGUAGGGUGUAUACAGUUAUAUCGUUAGAAACAUGCCCUGGGGCCAUAGCUACCACAUCACUGCCCUUGGGAAGCGCGGUGUCACUUGAGCUGUGUAAUAUUCGCUUCUACUCUGUGUGCUGGGACCUGUAGUUCCACAGUUUCUCAAGGGGCGUGUUUAAAAGAUUCCAAAGCUGAUUUGACUUUUUUUUUAUUGUGUAAAGAUUUUUUAGUUUAAACGCGCUUGGCUGUGAUAGCAGCCUGAAUAUAUUGCUUGUCCUGUAAUCCUCUGACAUUACAUUAGUCAUCUUGGCCCAACCCGGAAGUUUAUGUUCUUAUAGCACGUGAUGAUGGAUCCAGGCCAAGAUUUAUUGCUUGCUGCUCUGAGUGAAAGUGGUAUAAGUGCCAAUGACCUUUUUGAUGGAGAUUCCUUAGAUAUUGGCCUUAUUGCCCCAACACCAUUGCCAGCCAUUCAGCAGGCUGUGUCAAUUAGUGGAUCAGGAAUCAGCAAGGAAAAUGAGGCAUCUGUUUUAAAGCAAGAACCAUUGGCUACAUCUGCCUCUGCUUUAUUGAAUGUCAGGCCUCCAUCAACAACAACAUUUGUACUUAAUCAAAUUAAUCAAUUACCGACACUGGGUAACACAAUCGUAAUGACAAAGAACACACCUGUAACCACAACUCGACAGACAAUUACGGUAACCAAAAUCCUGCAAACCAAUUCUACAACAAGACCAUCCACAGCUGCACCUGUUGUACAGACUACAGUGGCUGCUGUGCCAUCUAAAGAUCAAAUACAACUGAAAGACCUGCUUAAAACUAGCAGCUUGAAUAAACUAAUGAAACUGAAGCCACCUUCAAACAUAGCACAGCCUGUUGCGACAGCUGCUAAGUUUCUAAUAUUAUCUCCAAAGGUAGUAUGCCCAACCAAAUCAGCUGACCUACCCAAUGGAGCAAAGAAAGAUAUUUCUAAGGAGGUAACAAGGAUAUGGAUCAAUGAGGAUAUCAAAAUGAGAAGUUUCUCCCCUACUAAUAAAGUCCCAGUUAAAGAAGAUGAAGAACCUGAAGAGGAAGAUGAAGAUGAAAUGGGGCAUGCAGAGACUUAUGCUGAGUACAUGCCCAUAAAAUUAAAGGUUGGGCUUCGUCAUCCUGACCCUGUUGUAGAAACCAGCUCUCUGUCUAGUGUGACGCCUCCAGAUGUUUGGUUUCAGACCACUAUACCAGAGGAAACUAUUGAUAAUGGCUGGCUGUCUGCUCUUCAGUUAGAAGCUGUAACCUAUGCUGCUCAGCAACAUGAAACUUUCUUGCCUAACGGGGAAAGAGCUGGUUUUUUGAUUGGUGAUGGUGCAGGAGUUGGCAAAGGAAGAACUAUAGCUGGAAUCAUAUUUGAAAAUUAUUUACUCAGUAGGAAAAGGUCCUUAUGGUUUAGUGUCUCAAAUGACUUAAAAUAUGAUGCUGAACGAGAUCUGAGAGACAUUGGGGCUAAGAAUAUUCAGGUUCAUUCUCUUAACAAGUUCAAGUAUGGUAAAAUAUCCUCUAAGCAUAAUGGCAGUGUAAAGAAAGGAGUCAUAUUUGCUACCUAUUCUUCCCUUAUUGGUGAAAGCCAGUCUGGUGGAAAAUAUAAAACCCGCUUAAAGCAGCUUCUGCAUUGGUGUGGAGAAGACUUUGAUGGUGUUAUUGUGUUUGAUGAGUGUCAUAAAGCUAAAAAUUUGUGCCCCGUUGGUUCUUCCAAACCUACAAAGACCGGUUUAGCAGUGUUAGAACUUCAAAACAAGCUGCCAAAAGCUAGGGUCGUAUAUGCUAGUGCCACAGGUGCCUCUGAGCCAAGAAAUAUGGCUUAUAUGAGUCGACUUGGAAUUUGGGGUGAGGGAACUCCUUUCAGAGAAUUCAAUGAUUUUAUCCAAGCUGUUGAAAGAAGAGGUGUGGGUGCAAUGGAGAUAGUUGCCAUGGAUAUGAAACUAAGAGGAAUGUAUAUUGCAAGACAGCUGAGCUUCACCGGAGUCACAUUUAAGAUUGAAGAGGUUCCUCUCGGCCACGAUUAUGUAAAAAUGUACAAUAAAUCUGUCAAAUUGUGGGUGUUAGCCAGAGAGAGGUUCCAGCAGGCAGCAGAUCUCAUAGAUGCAGAACAGCGAAUGAAGAAAUCCAUGUGGGGUCAGUUUUGGUCUGCCCAUCAGAGAUUUUUUAAAUAUCUCUGUAUAGCAUCCAAAGUCCGAAGAGUUGUUCAGCUUGCAAGAGAAGAAAUAAAAAAUGGCAAGUGUGUUGUAAUUGGCUUGCAAUCUACUGGAGAGGCGAGAACUUUGGAAGCUUUGGAGGAAGGAGGUGGGGAACUAAAUGACUUUGUCUCUACAGCAAGAGGAGUUCUGCAAUCUCUGAUUGAGAAGCAUUUUCCUGCUCCUGAUCGAAAAAAACUCUUCAGCUUACUUGGAAUAGACUUAUCAGCACAAAGCAAUAAUAAUUCCCCUAGGGAUAGUCCAAGCAAAGACAGCAAAGUGAAGAAAAGGAAAGGUGAAGAAUUAUUAAGGGAAGCCAAGAAACCUCGUAAAUCAGGUGGCCUUGCAGGCAGUAGCUCAGAUGAUAUGGGCAGCGAGUCAGACACUUCUGAAAAGGACGCAGGGAGUGAAAGUGAAAGCUUUAAAUCUGUCAGCUCUGGUGAUGAUGAUGAUUUUAAUCCAUUUAGAGAUGAGUCAAGUGAGGAUGAAGAAGAUGAUCCAUGGCUAAUUAGAAAGGAUCAUAAGAAAAACAAACACAAAAAGAAGAAAAAGAAAAGCAUUGAUCCAGAUUCCAUUCAAAGUGCCUUAUUAGCCUCUGGGCUUGGAUCUAAACGUCCAAGCUUCUCGUCUGUUGUUAAAGCUGCAGCUACCAGUACUACUACCACUACAAGCGUUCCAGCACCUUUAAAUAAUACUAAUGUAAGUAAUAGCUGUGUGACCAGUCAGGAUGCUGUGGAGAGGGCACAGCAAAUGAAGAAGGAACUGCUGGACAAACUAGAAAACUUGGCUGAAGCUCUUCCUCCAAACACACUAGAUGAGCUCAUUGAUGAACUGGGAGGUCCUGAUAAUGUAGCAGAGAUGACUGGACGGAAGGGUAGAGUCGUAAGCAACGAUGAUGGAAGCAUAUCUUAUGAGUCGCGGUCAGAACUUGAUGUGCCAGUAGAAAUAUUAAAUAUCACAGAAAAGCAGAGAUUUAUGGAUGGUGAGAAGAAUAUAGCAAUCAUCUCUGAAGCAGCAAGUUCAGGAAUUUCGUUGCAAGCUGACCGUCGAGCUAAAAAUCAGAGGCGCAGGGUUCACAUGACAUUGGAAUUACCUUGGAGUGCAGAUAGAGCCAUUCAGCAGUUUGGAAGAACUCACAGAUCCAAUCAGGUUACAGCUCCUGAAUAUGUCUUCCUAAUUUCUGAACUAGCUGGAGAACAAAGAUUUGCUUCAAUUGUUGCAAAAAGAUUAGAAAGCUUGGGGGCAUUAACACAUGGAGACAGGAGAGCAACUGAAUCAAGGGAUUUAAGUAGAUUUAAUUUUGAUAACAAGUAUGGUAGAAAUGCCCUGGAAAUUGUUAUGAAAUCCAUUGUAAGCCUGGAUUCCCCACUGGUGUCUCCCCCACCUGAAUUUCCUGGUGACUUCUUCAAAGAUGUGCGACAGGGAUUAAUUGGCGUUGGCCUUAUUAAUGUUGAAGACAGAUCAGGAAUUCUGACUCUUGAUAAAGAUUACAACAAUAUUGGAAAGUUCCUUAACCGUAUCUUGGGCAUGGAAGUGCAUCAACAAAACGCCCUCUUCCAGUAUUUCUCUGAUACCCUCAGUGCUGUUAUACAGAAUGCCAAAAAGAAUGGGCGAUAUGACAUGGGCAUUUUAGAUCUUGGAUCCGGAGAUGAGAAAGUGAGGAAGUCUGAUGCCAAAAAGUUUUUAACACCUGGUUAUUCUACUUCUGGCCAUGUGGAGUUGUAUACAAUAAGUGUUGAAAGAGGAAUGUCAUGGGAAGAUGCAACUAAAAUCUGGGCUGAACAGACUGGACCAGAUGAUGGAUUUUAUUUAUCUCUCCAGAUAAGGAACAACAAAAAAACUGGCAUAUUGGUGAAGGAAAUUAAUCCGAAAAAGAAGCUUUUCCUGGUGUACAGACCAAACACAGGGAAACAACUGAAAUUAGAAACUUUAUUGGAUUUAAAAAAGAAGUACAAAAAGGUAACCUCUGAAGAUGCCCAGUCUCACUGGAAAGAGCAGUACAUAUCCUCUGCAGAUAUCUGUACUCAUGCUUAUUGGCGGGGUAACUGCAAAAAAGCAAGCUUGGGCCUGGUCUGCGAGAUUGGACUGCGCUGCCGGACAUACUAUGUAUUGUGUGGCUCUGUUUUAAGCGUGUGGACUAAAGUGGAAGGAGUUCUAGCUUCUGUCAGUGGUACAAAUGUCAAAAUGCAAAUUGUCCGCUUAAGAACUGAAGAUGGGCAGAGAAUUGUUGGUUUGAUCAUUCCUGCAAAUUGUGUCUCCUCACUAGUGACACUGCUGUCCACUUCUGACCAGUCUCAGCAAAUUGCAGUCCAACAGCAACAGAUGUGGCAACAACUCCACCCUCAGAGUAUCAGCAACUUCAGCACCCUGUAACAUGAGAGUAGGGCAGCGGUGACCUGGGUGUGGCUGGUAACUGUCAAAGCAAAGCUAUACAAAUCAGGGACAGAUUCCAAAGAGUUCGUCUACUUGAGCAUAUAUAUAUAUAUAUGGAACACUCUGUUCUGUUAGAAGUCAGGACAUAAGAGUUCCUUGGGGUUUUGGUGUCAAUCCACAAGUCCCUUUUUAUAGUGGCACAUAUUUUUCUUUUUUUCCUGUUUUACUUUAGGUGCUUCAUAUCAUCUCCACUUAAUUUCCCUGAUCCCAAAUCUUAAUUUUAUUUAAAUGAAAUUGUUGAAGCCAACUGCACAUGUUGCUUUUACGGAGCAGAACUGCGACCUGUACUGUACUGCUUUCUUGUGUUCAUGUUUCAAUACAGUGCUCAGGGUUUCACUUGGUAAUCAGUGAGAAUUCACAGGAAGCGUUCCCUAAAUGCAUGUACAUGGAAGGUAUGAUGCAUAUAAUAUAUGUGUAUAUAUAGGUUGUCUUUCCCUCUCUUGUAAUGUUAAAGAUGCAUGCUUUCAUUAAUGCACUGUAUUUAAAAAAGGGUAUAUUUGUGUUUCUUCCUCCGUUUGGUUAAUGCAGCGCAUGUCUCUGAAAGCAUGUAUAGAAAGCCUUCUGAAAGUCCUGUUGUAAGGAAAGAAACUUUUGUUUUCCUGCUUUUUGUUAAAUUCCAUCUUUUAUCCCACUUUCAAAACAUUUGGUCUUAUAAAAAGUUUCUUGUGAACUUCUUUGCAAAUUCUGUAACCAUGGGGUUUUCUAUUGUGCUACAGAAAGGGCUUGUGCCUUUUAUCCAAACUGACAAACCCUUUUUCCCUGUUUUAUUCCACAAUGGGAACAAUCCAAUUCCACCUCCACGUUUCUUUUUCUUACGUAGCUUAACGUAAUUUAAUAGGAGGGGUUUUCACUGAAGUCUUGAGCUGUACCUCUUUGUAUAACUCGAGGCUCCCUGCUGUUGUGUUUUGGCCUUCUCUGUAACUUGAAUACCAUUUAAUAUGUUGUAAGACAUUGUAGAGUUUAUCUUGAGCUGUUUAAAAUUGUAAUGUACAAAUGUGAAUAGUUAUCUAUAAUAUGGUAAGGUUUUUUUGCCUCCAAUAGUUCAUGUUUAUAAGGACGUGAAAAGGACAAUGUCUUUUUUUUGUUUUCUCUUUUUGCUUGCACAGGUUGCACUAUUGAACGUUUUGAGACUGUAAAAACCUGUUUAAAUCUCCUGCAAGGUACUGGCAUCUUGUAUGGAACAAAUAAACGUUAUUGUACUAACCAACAAA